UUUCUGGGGGAAGGUCGGCGGGCGGCGCUCCGUUUCCCUCAAUCAAUACAAGCUGUUGAUUGACUAGCUUGUGGUGUCCCGCCCCUGGCAUGGCCUCCCCGGUAGGUGAGGAGAACCUGGAAGAUGUACCCAUUGAUGACUUCAGGGGCGCCACACUCCGCCUCGACCCUGGGUCUGGUCAGGUCUCCAGGAGCGUCAGCCCCAAUUGUGACCCCACCUCUUCUUCCUCCAGGUGAAGAUCCUCCUUCUCCUCCUUCUUCAGGUGAACCUUCUCCUCCAGACCCUUCUUCCUCCAGGUACAUAGAUGAUAAAAAUCGUCCUGUCCUGCGCACAGCAAUCAGUGACCCUACUACGGAUGUAGUUACUCCGCCCACUCCUGACCAGGCCAAUAACUUUUAUUGUAGCCAAGGUUUGAGUCGAUCCUUUUAUCAGCAACCCCCAAUUGGCCGGCCACGACGGGCGUCAUGGCAUGCAGAUACAGGAAGCGAGCCUGCCAUAGAUGAAUUUUUUUCUGUCAGAGUUGGAGCACUCGAACAGGCAGUGGAGGAAUGCCAACAUCUUACAGACCCAUUGAUUGAUGGGGCAAUCAAGGGAGCAUGGCUGUUAACUGAGAUUAACCACUGGGACAUUGAAAAAGAACGGGUUGUGAUUCUUUGUGAUUUGUCACUGCUAGUGGUCAAAUAUGAUUUCAUCGCUCUUCGCCAUAUUGAAUUUACUCGGAUAUGUCUUACAUCACUGGAAAACCUUCAGAUUGGGGAGCUGACGUACCCAAGCCACUCCCUUGUACCCCGGAUAAAUGGAAUUGCUGGAGGUGUGGUGACAGUCAUCCGCAGUUGUCUUUUGAGUCGUCUACAGAAUACUAUAGCUACACUUGGUUCACGAGCAACUGGAGCUCCUAGUUCAACACAGAAAGAAUCUGUGCCAGAGAACCAGUUUUCCCUGUCAACUGUCAGCUUUGAACCAAGGGCACGCAACAUGCAAGGCUUCCGUGUAACAUGGAAUAAUGGCCACCAAAUAUCUUUUGCACAGAAGUGGAAUCCUUGGAGCAGGGAUAUUCCUUAUACAACAUUUACCUCGCAUCCUCUUUAUUGGUAUACAGGUUGUGAAAAUGCCACCUAUGAUGCCAAGAGUCUUGCUAAAGAACUUAAGCUAGCCAUUGAGAACUUUCAAGAGCGGCCGGAUACAGCAGCAACCUGCAGUGUUAGCCAGAGUCCCAUCAUUAUUGAAAAUUAUGUCGGAAUUGCAUCCUUGCUUCAUAAUGCUACAGAGCUUGGCUUCUUCAAGCUACGGGGGAAAGUGAGCUUUUGAAAAGGUAUGGCGGGUAGCAGCGUGAAGCAUUGCGUGGGGGAAAAAAACAAUACUGCAAGUAGGUUGAAGAUUGAAGAAAAUUUGAAGCUUAGUUAUAUUGACUCGAGAGCUUGAUGGUUACUCUCGGAAGAUGUACUCAGGAGUCUCAUUUUAAUUUACUUUGUAGGUUUGUUUUUAUCAUAUAUUUGCUAAUAUAUUUUUGUUUGUUUCUAGUCCUUCCUCUCUCCUUUCCUCCUCUUAAAUUUUUGUGUCAAACUCUUUCUUCUCACUUUUUCCAUUUCCUCUUUCCUUCCCUCUUUUACCUUUUCAAUCCUCUCCUCCCCUUUUUCAUCUUACCUUAUGCUUUGUACCCCACUUUUUUUUUUCUUUUCCUUCUCUCAUCUCUCUUGUAUCUCUCUUAUCCUCCACACUCUUUCCUCCUUUCAUCAUUCCUUUUCUCUGUCGUUUCUUAUUCCCUAUUUGUUUAACUGUUAUUGACUACAAUUGUUAAUAAUACUGUACUUACUUUCCCUUUGACUCUAGUUUUCUAAUUUUAUGAUAACCAAAGAGAAAGCUUUAGUAUCUUAUAUUUUAAGACCGUGCUAAAUAGCAGUAUUGCUGGCUUUGAACAAUCAGUCUCGUAGGUUAAGAAAUACAAAUGCAACAUUAAGAAAUUCAGUUGGAUGGUGUGUUUGUAUAUCAACUAGGAAGCCAGAAGUAUAUUUAUGCACCAGCCAUGGGCAUUAGGGUACUUAAUUUAGUUUUUAAAUGUUAAGAAAGCAAAAGGUAAAAAUGUUCAAGUUUUUGUUUUGUUCCGUUGACAGGAGAAUGUAUGAAGUUGUAUGUUGAAUACAGUUCUUAAGAGUUGUACUCAAGUAACAACAUUCAGGAAGCUCGUGUCAGUAGUCUCCUUGAGAUAGUGUUUUAAAAACAUGGAACGAACACAUUUUCUUACUUGUAUAUCUUCAAUGUAGAGUACCAAAAUAACUAAUAAUUUUAGACCGUUUGUAUAAAAUAUGAUUAUGCCACCAAUGCUUAAUUUUGGCUUUGUAAAUAUAAAAUGUAUUUGUGAAUUUUGAUCAUGCAUUAGUCAAUAUAUAUUUCAAAGCUUUUAGAAGGCUGCAAUUUUAAUUAAAAUCUUGCUUAUACAAGAACACGUAGCGCUUCAACCCUUUAUACAGGGUAAUUUAAUCCAAUUUGUGAGUGUGUUUAAACAGAUAAUAUUUUGUAUAUAAGUGUAAAUGACUUAGAAAUAAUAUAAAUUUGCAUGUCUUGUAAAGAAAAAAAAAUCAUGAGGCCCAUUUCAUUGACUUAACCCCCUAAUAAUGAUAACUUUAUUAUGAGUAAGGGAAUGAAAUGGACCUUUUUGGAGUUUGUUGCUUCAUAAUAAUCAUCAUAUAGCUUAUUUUCCUCAUCUCAUUCAAAUUCUGGAUCACUUUCUUACAGUAAAUGUGCAAGUUUAUGAUACUGUAUAUGAUAUUACAGAGAUGCCCUCUC
Procambarus clarkii (red swamp crayfish) is the source of this 2784-nucleotide messenger RNA. Its product is annotated as tumor protein p63-regulated gene 1-like protein. Lineage: Eukaryota; Metazoa; Arthropoda; Malacostraca; Decapoda; Cambaridae. The record is from RefSeq and is a predicted model, not a curated record. Gene Ontology annotation, cellular component: cytoplasm.